AUGCCUGAAUUUCAGAAGCCACCGAAUUCAAAGAUCGAAAAAGAUAUGAAAAACUACUACCAGCAGAAAAUGGGCUUUUCCAAGAAAAAUAUUUUGAACGAUGGAGUUCUGCCUUCAAAAUUCCAUUGCCAACCUGAUCGCAGAAAGAGAACUUGCGACACUGAAACUUCCCGAUCUGCAUUUGCCAAACGGCAUAGAAGAACCCUUAUUGAGCAAUGUGUUAAUGAUCAUCUACAGCCAAGUCAGCCAAGCCAGCCUGUGGAUGUACCAUUGAUUGAAAAUGUUGAAAAUGUAACAGCAGAACCACAACUUCUUAUGUGUGAUAAAGAUACAUCAACUGAACCAAUCAUAACUGCAGAAAAAUGCAAUCAAUGUAAUCUCAAAGUGCCCUUUAGAAGCAAGGCAGUGCAGACUAAAAUUUUCACUAGGGACACGCUCGUUUCCCCAUUUAAGUUCACAACAACCACCAGCAGUACUUCACCAUUUAAAAUUGAUUGGUGUCCAUGUCAAGCAAAACCAUCAAUAUCGGGCAUUAUCAAUAUAAAGAAAAGAAUUGUCUUUGAAGAAGAAAGAUCAGACAGUGAUGUAUCUAUGGCUAUGGAUGCUCCAAGACCAGAAACCUCAUCUUCGUAUGCAGUUACAUCUUCUUCUAAGUUGUCUGUGUCUAGUUCAAACGUAACAGACACAAAUGAAGAUAUUCUCAAAAUGCAGUCUUUACAGAACAAUUUAAAGCUUAUUGUUAAAAAGCCUAAGAUGUAUAUUGGAAUUCCUGAAGAAUGUUACUUCUUGAUUAAUUUAAUACAUAAGCACACUAAUAUACCACAUGAACACAUCUUGCUGUGUUUGAAAAAAAUUAAGUUGAAUAGUACUUUUUCUGAACUUGAAGAUAACUUUGGAUUAUCAUUAUCAUAUGGCAGUAAAAUAUUUAUGAAAAAUAUUCCAUUAAUAGCUUCCAUUAUGCGCCCAUUCAUAGUAAAAUUAGACAAACUUUCUAUCACUAAAACUUUACCACUUUCAUUUAGACACAAUUAUCAUAAAGUCAGUUGCAUAGUAGAUUGCCUGGAAAUUGACGUACAGAAACCAAGCAAAGCCCUUUUUCAGGCACUAACUUGGUCUGAUUAUAAAAAGGGUAACACAGUAAAAUAUUUAAUAGCUUGCACACCUAAUGGAUUAGUCAAUUAUAUUUCUCCUGGUUUUGGAGGCAGAGCAAGUGAUGUCACCAUCAUAGAAAAUUGUGACUUUUUAAAUGGUUUAGAGCCAGGGACAUUUAUCUUGGCUGAUCGAGGAUUCAAGCAUGUGGAGCAGAUCCUGAAUGAGAAAGGCAUCAAAUUGUUAAGGCCACCUAGUGUAACAUCAGGAUCAAAAUUAUCUAAAGCUGAAGUACGGCAAACAAAAAUCAUUGCUAGCCUUAGAAUUCAUGUAGAGCGAGUAAUAAGGCGUUUGAGAGAGUUCCGCAUGCUGAAGCAACAUUCUGUAGUAAAUCAAAACUUUAUACGUAUUCUUGAUGAUGUAAUUGUAAUAGCAUGUGCAUUAGUUAAUAUUCAGGACUCUCUAAUAAGAUAA
Molecule: messenger RNA, 1563 nt
Organism: Amyelois transitella
Lineage: Eukaryota; Metazoa; Arthropoda; Insecta; Lepidoptera; Pyralidae
Exons: 3
Coding region: 1-1563 (520 amino acids)
Source: RefSeq, a predicted model, not a curated record